AUGGAAAAUAAUCAACCCACUCUUUAGGAGAACACAAGUUUCUUUAGAAGUACUUGGUUCUUGGUUGCCUUGUUAGUGAUAGUACUGCUUGGAUGUCUAUGCUUGGUAACCUGCUGCAUCUACUAUGAAGAUGAGCCAGAGGAAGGAGAGACUAAGGGAAACAAGAGAGAUAGAAAGCGCAAGUCAAAAAAGAAGAAGGAUGAGAAGACCAAGUAGGAUGGAGACAAUAACGAUGAAGACCAGGAUUAGAAUGAUGGGGAAGCAGAUAAUGAAUCUGGACCAAAUUCAAACUCAGAGGAUGAUGAGUCUAAACUCAAUCAAAGGAAGAACAAAAACACAGCAAAUCCAUAGUCAAAAGAUACAAUAACUGAAACUUAAACUGGUGUUACCAGCAAUCAGAGUAAAAGUAGCAAAAAGAAGUCAAAGGGCACUAGAGUAGCAGUAACUUUAUCUACAUAGACAACUGAGAGUGAUUUCUUUGCUUUGCAAGAUUUGAUGAGACAGUAGAAGUAACUACAGCCGUAAAAGUCUUAAAAUGAUGGAGCUAACAAAUAGCCAGCAAAGACUAAGCCAAAUGAGAGCAUUUCAAGUGGCAAGUAAGGCAAGUAGGGUUAAAAAUAGUUGUAGUAGGUGCAAGCUUAGUAGCCUGUAGUUUAGACAUCAUAAUUACUUAAAGUAAUUGACACAAAGACUCUUAACCAAUAAUAGGAGUAACAGUAGUAGUUGAUGUAGUUACAGCAGCAAUACCUGCAGCUACAGCAGUAAAUCUAGUAGUAGUCUAUGCUUUACCAGCAACAGUAGAGUUAAAUUCAAAUUCAGUCAUUGCAGUAGCAACAGUAGCCAUAGUCACAGUCUAAAAAGAACAAGAAAAGUAAGAAGCAGGAGAGUCAGCCACAGGUUGAACUGCUGAAAGUAAAGAAAGAAGUUGACACUUGGAAUGUCACUGAUGAUAAGAAAAAUGCUAAAGUUAAGCAAGAGUGA
Stylonychia lemnae is the source of this 981-nucleotide messenger RNA. The record is from the annotation of a GenBank genome assembly. Lineage: Eukaryota; Ciliophora; Spirotrichea; Sporadotrichida; Oxytrichidae.